AUGAGCUCCAGACGAUUUACAGCUGAAGAAGCUUUUUCGCAGCUUAUGAACUGGGAUAGUGAUGUAGAGGAAGAGGUUUCAGAGACAGAGGAUCCUUCAGAGCCAGAGGACAAUGCCAUUGAUGAUCCAGAUUUUCAAUUUUCCCAUGAUGAGGAGGAUUCAGAGGACGAGUCUGCAGGUGUCCCUUCUUCAGAUGAAAACCAAGAAAUGCAACAAUCGUCAUCCACAGAGGGGACAUGGACAUCUAAAGAUGGUAAAAUAAAAUGGUCAACAUCACCACACCAAAGCCAAGGUAGAUUGUCAUCUUGUAAUGUCAUCAAAAUGAUUCCUGGUCCUACAAGAUUUGCUGUCACAAGAGUUGAUGAUAUUGAAUCAGCAUUUCAGCUCUUCAUAUCCCCACCCAUAGAGAAGAUAAUCCUCAACAUGACCAACUUGGAGGGGAAGCGUGUCUUUCAAGAGAAAUGGAAGCCACUGGAUCCGACUGACUUGCAUGCUUACAUUGGAAUCCUGGUGUUAGCUGGCGUAUACAGGUCAAAGGGUGAAGCAACUGCAAGUUUAUGGAAUGAAGAGAAUGGAAGGCCAAUCUUCCGAGCAACAAUGUCUUUGGAGACAUUUCACAUGAUCUCUCGUGUGAUCCGAUUUGACAACCGUGACACCAGAGCUGAUCGACGUGAGAGAGACAAACUUGCAGCAAUCAGAGAUGUCUGGAAUAAAUGGGUCGAAAUCCUGCCUUUAUUGUAUAAUCCUGGCCCCCAUGUUACUGUCGAUGAGCGCCUCGUUCCAUUCAGAGGACGCUGUCCAUUCCGACAGUAUAUGCCAAACAAGCCUGCGAAAUAUGGCAUCAAAAUGUGGGCAGCCUGUGAUGCAAAAUCCAGUUAUGUUUGGAACCUGCAAGUAUAUACUGGAAAGCCACCUGGAGGAAGACCUGAGAAGAAUCAGGGAAUGCGUGUGGUUUUGGAGAUGACUGAAUGGCUGCAAGGUCAUAACAUUACAUGUGACAACUUCUUUACAUCCUACCGUCUUGGAGAUGAACUUCAGAAGAGAAAGCUGACUAUGUUGGGAACAGUCAGAAAAAAUAAGCCAGAACUUCCCAGUGAGAUUCUGAAGAUGCAAGGAAGACCUCUGCAUUCCUCAAAAUUUGCUUUCACAGAGAAAACAACACUUGUUUCUUACUGCCCAAAAAGAAACAAGAAUGUUCUUGUGAUGAGCACAAUGCACAAAGACGCAUCUCUGAGCACACGAGAGGACAUGAAACCGCAAAUGAUUCUGGAUUACAACUCCACAAAAGGGGGAGUUGACAAUCUUGACAAAGUCACAGCAACAUAUAGUUGUCAGCGCAAGACUGCCCGUUGGCCUUUGGUGGUUUUCUACAACAUUUUGGAUGUGUCUGCUUACAAUGCCUAUGUGCUGUGGAUUGAGAUCAACCAGCAGUGGAAUGCCAGCAAACUGUACCGACGUCGACUUUUCCUGGAAGAACUAGGCAAAGCACUCGUCACUCCAAAGAUCCAGAACCGGGUCAGGCCAGCUAGAUCCCCAGCAGCUGCUGCUGUCAUCGCAAAGGUCCAGGGCAGGGCAUCUGACCAACCCACAAUGGAUCCUUUGGAUACAG
Nematolebias whitei (Rio pearlfish) is the source of this 1609-nucleotide messenger RNA. Its product is annotated as piggyBac transposable element-derived protein 4-like. The annotation marks the transcript as partial. The record is from RefSeq and is a predicted model, not a curated record. NCBI's taxonomy places the organism in Eukaryota, Metazoa, Chordata, Actinopteri, Cyprinodontiformes, Rivulidae. The transcript has a single exon.